AUGUUUUCUUUACGAACUUUCCCGGCUCGAAAAGCAGCCACAUCACUCAGCGUACGAUGUGUGACACUCUCCCCUCGAGCCUUCACUACUGCCCGGAAUACCAAAGUCUCUAUCACAAAUUCAACAUUGCCUCUCCGACGCACUUCCUUUCUUCAUCAUUCCAGAUUACUACCGUUACAAUCUUCGCGCAGUUAUGCGGCUAAAUCCUCCGCCGACGGCCUAAUCGAGGAAAUCCAAGACCAAUACGCAACCGCACGCGACGAAUUCGAGAUAGCGACUGAAGAAACAGAAAAGAAAUCUCUAUAUGCGGAAGGUGACCGAGCCGCGGCAAGGGAGGAGCUGGAUAAAUUAAAGGCGAUGUAUGAUUCUGCGUUGAUGGGGGAAAAUGCGGAGGAGAUACGUGGGAGGAUUGGACACAGGAUCAGGGAGUUGGAUCAGGCGGUGCAAGCAUUAGAGAAGGCUGGAACGGAAGAUUAG
Messenger RNA from Venustampulla echinocandica, 477 nucleotides. RefSeq lists its product as uncharacterized. Bases 1 to 477 code for a protein of 158 amino acids. The transcript has a single exon. Lineage: Eukaryota; Fungi; Ascomycota; Leotiomycetes; Helotiales; Pleuroascaceae. The record is from RefSeq and is a predicted model, not a curated record.